Neohortaea acidophila is the source of this 516-nucleotide messenger RNA. Its product is annotated as yeats family-domain-containing protein. NCBI's taxonomy places the organism in Eukaryota, Fungi, Ascomycota, Dothideomycetes, Mycosphaerellales, Teratosphaeriaceae. The annotation marks the transcript as partial. The record is from RefSeq and is a predicted model, not a curated record. The transcript has a single exon. Gene Ontology annotation, biological process: regulation of DNA-templated transcription.
AAACGGGUCAAAAACUGCAAAAUCACGCGCCACUUCAUCGUCGGCAAUGAAGCACACGUCCUCCCACAUCCAUCCUACCCCGAUCCACCCCCAGACGGCCACACAAAAGGCUGGAAAGUCUACGUUCGGCCGCUACCAAACGGCCCCGACAUGACGACAUGGCUGAAGAAGGUGCAAUUCAAACUCCACCACACCUACGCCGAUGCCAGUCGCACCAUCGAAGCGCCCGGCCCGUUUGAAGUGCAAGAGACAGGGUACGGGGAGUUUGGCGUUGAGAUUCGGCUGUUCUUUGCGCCAGAGGCCGGAGAGAAGGCGGUGUAUCGCGAGCACUAUCUCUGUCUCGCACCGUAUGGGAGUGAAGAGCAAAAGGCACAACAGGAGCGGGAGAAUAAGACGGUGGCGGAGCGGUUGGAGACGGUCGAAUUCAAUGAGCCGACGCAAGAGUUCUUCAAGUCGCUCACGUCGGAGGAUCAGUUCAAUUGGCUCAAAGUGAAGAAGGGCAGGGGCAAGGGAAAG